Molecule: messenger RNA, 3690 nt
Organism: Polyodon spathula (Mississippi paddlefish)
Lineage: Eukaryota; Metazoa; Chordata; Actinopteri; Acipenseriformes; Polyodontidae
Product: solute carrier family 35 member G1-like
Exons: 3
Coding region: 195-1421 (408 amino acids)
Biological process (GO): calcium ion export across plasma membrane; regulation of cytosolic calcium ion concentration
Cellular component (GO): endoplasmic reticulum membrane; plasma membrane
Source: RefSeq, a predicted model, not a curated record
UGUUACUUCAAUCUUGGGUAACAUUUUAGUUGGCCACCUGCUCUGACAUUCAAACUAGUCCUCGAUUUACCCAAGUGGUGAAAUGCAACAGUACAGGAGUUGACAAUACUAAACCAAGGUUACUUGUUUAACUAGACUCAUUACUGUUCUUCACCGAAGAGGAAACAAGCCAUCAACCCCUGUCAGCAUCAAAAAUGAACAACUUCACCGGGAGAAGUAGAAACGAUAAUGACGAUCACGUUAUUUCAGUCGAGCUCGACAGAGAAGAAAUAGAGAUGAACUGCCUUAAACAAGAGGAUGAACGUGAAACUGAAAAUAUUAAACUGAAAAACAGUAGUAACAGUCACCACUUUACUGAUGAUGAUGGAGCAGGCAGCACAGAUAAUAACACAGCACGUGUGGGAAACGCAGGUGUCAGAAAACAGUUGUCUGUUUUCAGGUGCUGUGGACAGAAAGCGGAUACAAAGAAUGACAGGCAGGCAAUUUCGAAAGACUUGGAAAAGAAACCUGCCUUUACAGGAGUUGGCCUGCUUUAUGCUUUGUUGGCCUCGUUUCUUUUUUCAAUUGUAGCCCUUUUAGCGAAGAAAAUAGAGGGAGUCCAUUCUGUGGAAAUCAGUUUGAUCCGAUGUUUCUUCCAGGUGCUGUUUGUACUUCCUGGCAUUAUUUAUAAUAAGAUUGGAUUUUUGGGACCAAGAGAUCAGAGAAUCUAUCUCUUUCUGAGAGGGUUUCUCGGUGCGAAUGCAAUGAUUCUAUUAUUCUACGCCGUGCAGCAGAUGCCUUUGGCCGACGCAACUGUCAUUAUGUUCAGUAAUCCAGUCUUUACUGCGAUCUUGGCCUGGAUUUUCCUCAAGGAAAAAUGCACCAUCUGGGACUUUGUCUUCACCAUUUUUACACUGACAGGAGUUAUACUAAUUGCAAGACCCCCCUUCCUCUUCGGGUCCCGCACUGAGGGGAUUGAGGGAGAAUACACAAAUCACAUGAAAGGAACCAUUGCGGCAUUUGCAGGUGCAGUAGGAGCUGCGUUCACUUUUGUUGUGCUCAGAAAAAUGGGGAAAAGCGUGCAUUAUUAUUUGUCUGUGUGGUACUAUGCAGUCAUUGGUUUCAUAGAAUGUGUCAUUGCUCUGUUUGCCAUUCAGGAGUGGAGCAUACCAUAUUGUGGGGGCGACAGGUGGCUUUUAAUAUUGAUAGGGCUGCUGGGAGUAGCAGGCCAGGCCUUGCUAACAAAAGCACUGCAGCUUGAAAAAGCAGGCCCUGUGGCCUUAGUGAGAACUAUGGAUGUGGUGUUUGCCUUUAUAUUUCAGUUUUUUUUUCUUAAUCGCUCUCCAACUUGGUGGAGUUUUGGCGGGGCAUUGUGUGUAAUUAGCAGUACUAGUGGAAUUGCACUGCGUAAAUGGUACGUAAACAAUUCAAGAAGUGGGUAACCAAAGCUACAAUGACUGCCACAGCUGUAGUUUAUCUGACCAUAUUCUCUACUAUACAGUUAUGCUUACUAUUAAUAGGGAUUUCACUGUGUUCUUGCCAUAAUCUAAACCUUUCAUAGACGAGUAAUUUGAAUUAAUGAGUGCAAUUUUACAUUUCCAAAUGAUACAUAUUUAAGAGUCAGUUGGAGUGCUUAGCUACGUGCAUAUAAAACAUUUUUAAAAAGUUUUUGUUUUGUGGCACUUAAAUUGAAAUGCUUUAUUUAUAGCAAUAUUAUUAUUAUUAUAAGGUCAUACAUAUGGGUUAGGUCACUAAUUUGUCAUUUUUUAGGAAAUAUUUAAAUAUAGAAGUGAAUUGUCUUUACAAAGUAAAGAUUACCAUCAAUUAAUAGAAUUUGUGAAAUAAUGUGGGAGCAUAUAUAUAUAAUUUGACCUUUCUACUGCAGCUACAGUAUUUUCCUAAAUAUUUUAAAUAGUAUAAUUAAUAACACUACAGCAUAGUUGCACUUUAAUUGCAUCACAAUCUUCCUUGCAAGACCAAGUAAUAACAAUUACCUUGUUAUACCUCAUGUUUGUAAAUUAGAUUAUUAUUUUAUUUUAUCAUUUUUUCCAUGCACGUAUGGUGCAUUUUAUUGUUAUAUUUAGAAAACUUUUUUUUUUUUUUUUAAAUAGUUAUAAUAUAUUAGUUAAUGUUUCAAAAUCAUGAUCGCUCAGGGACAAAUCAUUAGAAGCACUUUUGCCUUUUUUAAAAGAUUUGAGUGUAUGAAUGUUUUAUUUUUUUAAAUAAAUAUCAUAGAGCGUUUUCCAUCAAGUAGUGAAGGUUUUUUAAAUAAACAUCAUAGAGCGUUUUCCAUGAAGUAGUGAAGGCCUCAUUUCAUGAAACCCCCUAAUUUCUAUCUUUUUAUAAGUAUGUUCAGUAAAUGUCAUGUAUAGGCCCAUAAUUGAGAUGAAUAUAGCUGCACUAAACCACUUAAGUGAUUGCAGCUAUUCUACAUAAUUCCAUAAACCUGGGUCUAUUGUACACUUCCUUUUGCUAUAUAGUUACACAAUGUGUAGCAUAGCAAAUAUGUAUUUUUAUUUUGAAACAUGAUAUCACUGUAAUGGUAUCAAGAAAUAUUGUGUUUGCAAGUCUUGCUCAGGUAUUGUUGCCCUUCCUUGGCCAUUUCACCUGAAUUGGAAAACUGUCCCCAUUUACAAAGCAACACAUUUGAACCACAAGACCCAGCUAAAAGUCAGUGAAACAGUAACAAUAAGACAAUCAAACUGAUAACUUUCCUUAUGCCAGUGUGGUGUCAGAUAGCUUGUUUUAAAAUGAAAAUACACACAUGCACAUUUGAGACCUAGGCCUAUAUACAGUAAAGAAUAAAAGUGCAUGACAGGCAAGAUUUAAAAAGAAUAGUGAUGAAUGCCAGUCUGCCUUUAUCCCUCUGGGUAAGCUGCUGGAACAUAUCUAGAAUAUCCAUGUUCAGAAGGGGGAUUCCAUGAGUUCAGUAUUGAAAGAGUAUGUAGUUUCAUAUGACAUUUUAACAGAUUUUGUUUGUUUUUGUAAUCCUUUCCUUUUUAUGAGUUUGCAACCGUUGAGUGCCGUCGCACAGAUAUUGAAUUGUAUUAAUUUAGCUGUGUAAUAUGUACAAGUACAUGAAAAGCUUAGCAGAAGUUCUCUCUAGUUUUAAGAAAACUAAAAACUACAAUAUGAACCAGACAUUAAAUUAGAAGGUCAAAAGUGUUUGAUAUAUAAAGUAAAAAAUAAAUAAAAAAAAAAAAGAAAAAUCAAUGAGACUCCUCCUCAAAUAUGAUAUGAGGGUUAAGGGAAGUAAAAAGAAAACUGUUAACAUGACAUGUGUUGAUACUCUUUAAUGCUGAGACCCUAAGAUCAAUAACAUAAACCCCAACUGUUUACAGAAGAAAGAAAGAGCCAUCACAAUCAUUAUUUGUGGACUAUUGUUAAACUAUCUUUAUUGCAGGUUGAUUUGUAGGUUUGAGAUUCAUGGAUAACAAAAAAAAAAAACCCAAAACUUUUGAAUAUGGUUUUUUGCAACCCUCCAAGAAAUCAAUUAAGCAUUCUGUCAGUUUCAUAAAGAUGUCAGAAUAUUUGUCCAAAAUAUUAUAAAAUAUCCAUCCAUUAUACAGUGUUCGUACUGUAUGUGCAAUUUGGUCGCAUAAGAACCGACUAUUAAAUACAAGUUUUAAUAACAAUUUGUAGACAUUUUUCUACUGAGAAUGUUUUUAAAGUCCUUGUUACUGUAUAAAACUAUAUAUUUUUGAAUUCCGG